CGAAUGGAUGUAAUCAAGGAAGACUUAUAAUCAUUUUCUUGUAGCUUCCUAUCUCAUCACCGGCCGCAACCAUCUGCUGAGAUCCAAAGACUGUUUACUUCAACGUUGAAUGACGGAGGGUACUAUCGUUGUUAUCCUCAGUAAGGCUUGUGAGAAGUUUGCCCGCUAAAAUAUCGCAAACCAUUCAGUAUUUGUCUGAAAUAGCGGCUCCUAGCGGAAAUCAUGAGCAAAUUGUUUUGUAACCAGUCUUCGCAGUUUUUUCCCAUAUUCACCGAACUUGAAGAUCUUCGUUCGACUUGUAUCACCAACUGCGUCUUUAACAUUUUUCUUACUUACACCGCCUUCAUGUUGAAUAUUGUGACAAUCUAUGCCAUACACAAAACUGCAACAAUGCCAAAAACUCUGAAAACUCUGCUGCUAAGUCUUGCCUGCUCGGAUGUUGCUGUUGGUUUGUUUAUUCAACCGUUAUACACUUUCUUUUUGAUCAACUGGCUUCGAUUAGACAAUCCUGGCUGUAACACUCAACAGGUGCGGACGAUUUUAGGUUAUUUAUUCUCAACCGCUUCGUUCCAUGGUGUUGUGGCUGUAAGUGUAGACAGGUUCUUAGCUGUUCAUCUUCAUCUCAGAUACCAAGAGCUUGUGACUCACAGGCGUGUUGUUAUUGUUGUGAUUGGCAUAUGGGUGUACAGUGCAUUUUCCUCUUUGAUGAUAUUUUGGGGGCUUCUUGGUACUCGGGAUCUUAUAAGUACAAUUAAUAUAGCUUUCAGUUUUAUUAUCACACUCGUGGCGUACAUCAGGAUAUAUCUAACUGUACGACGGCACAAGAAUCAGAUUCGGUCCAUGCAAAUACGAAACGAAGCUCAUUCUGAAGAGAUAAACUUCAGUGUCCUCAUUAAAUCCACAGUUGGCAUAUUCUACGUAUAUCUCGUAUUUUUAAUGUGUUAUUUGCCCUAUUUCAUUUGCAUAGCUGUUAUUCAAAUCUAUAGCUCGAGUAUCUCCUUAAAGAAACUUUUCCUUUACUCGCUGACUCUCGCGUACCUGAAUUCAUCUUUGAACCCUGUCAUUUACUGCUGGAAGAUGAGACACGUUCGACACGCUAUCAUAGACAUACUGCGAAAGAUGUCUUGGAUCAGCAAUCGGCCAUUUCGGAUCAACUACAAUCGGUCAUCGAGUGUCGUGCAUAUUGAUAACUGAUGCCUUCUGUGUGGCUUACAAACACUACAUACAGUAGUUGUUUACUACAAAGUGAAAUAGGGACAAACAAGAUUGUACCGCAUAAACUUUGUGAUAUGAUCCAGCAGUCAAA
Messenger RNA from Pocillopora verrucosa, 1306 nucleotides. RefSeq names its product beta-1 adrenergic receptor-like. Gene Ontology annotation, cellular component: plasma membrane. Gene Ontology annotation, biological process: G protein-coupled receptor signaling pathway. The record is from RefSeq and is a predicted model, not a curated record. Lineage: Eukaryota; Metazoa; Cnidaria; Anthozoa; Scleractinia; Pocilloporidae. Gene Ontology annotation, molecular function: G protein-coupled receptor activity.